This is a messenger RNA of Sabethes cyaneus, 1747 nucleotides long. RefSeq names its product zinc finger protein 728-like. Gene Ontology annotation, biological process: regulation of transcription by RNA polymerase II. Lineage: Eukaryota; Metazoa; Arthropoda; Insecta; Diptera; Culicidae. The transcript has 4 exons. Gene Ontology annotation, cellular component: nucleus. Bases 89 to 1270 code for a protein of 393 amino acids. The record is from RefSeq and is a predicted model, not a curated record. Gene Ontology annotation, molecular function: RNA polymerase II cis-regulatory region sequence-specific DNA binding; zinc ion binding; DNA-binding transcription activator activity, RNA polymerase II-specific.
AAUCAUUGCAAAUAAAAUACAAUAUUUUCAAUUUUGCGGAAAAUCGGACGAUUCCGGAAUUUAAAUACGCAAAUGCAGUAGGGCAAACAUGAGCCUCUAUCAUGCGAAAAUAGACAAUAUUUGCAGGCUUUGCUUAUCCGGCGAUGACAAUUUGGAAUCUAUUUUUGGUGGGAGCGGGAGUGAAUUGCUUCAAAUGGUCAUCUACGACUGCACAACAGUUAAGGUAUCACCCAAGCUGGGGUAUCCAAAUGCUAUUUGUAUUUCAUGCAAGUCUAAAAUCGAGAGCUUCCAUCAAUUUCGUGAGAGAUGUAUUCAGAACGAUGUAUACCUACGAUCGACCUUCCUCGAGCCAGAAGUGGUAAUUAAGACAGAGCCUGACUUUGUCUUCAGUACUGCUGACGAGGAGGAUGAAAAUGAUGAUGACAUUAAUGAGGACGAUAUCGAAGAAUGGGAUGAGUCGGAUUCAAACGACACAUCAGACGAUAUUAGACCGAGCGGCUUAGCUAAACAGGAACUAUCACAAGCGGAAACUCUGCUUGACAGUGGUAUGAGUUUUGCAGACCAUAGUUCACUGGUCCCUCUAUUCAAAUGCGAGUUUUGCUCAGCUGAAUUUUCCACACUCGAGCAACUUGAAAAGCAUAUCACUAGUCACAAGGAAGAAAAGAUUUUUAAAUGUUUUUAUUGUCCAAAGACGUUCCACUUUGCUAAAAAUUUGAAUAUGCAUGUUGAGUAUAUACAUUCAAAGGUAAAAUAUUCACAAAAGUUGAGCCUGAAAAAUGCAAGUUUUACACACAAUUUACUAGUCAAUAACGAGAAAAGUAUAACGUUAGUUAAUAGUAAUAGCGACGUAAACAUCAACAACAAUGUUUUGAGCCGACCUGGGAAACAUGUACCGAUUCAAAACUCCGGAUUAACAACUCGCAUACCUAUCACACGCAUCAGUAACCACGAGUGUCAUGUGUGCCACAAGACGUUCAGUGAUCUUCGACACCACAUGCUACUACACGAUGGAGAAAAACCCUACAAAUGUGAUAUAUGUUCAAAAUCGUUCUUCAAUGCUUCGACGUUAAAAACACACUAUCGGGUGCAUAGCGAUGAAAAUCCUUACCGUUGUACCACAUGCACAAAAGUUUUCGAUAAUGCACGAAGCCUCGAACUGCAUUAUCGGACACAUACAGGAGAACGCCCAUAUGCGUGCGAUGUUUGUCUGAAAAAGUUUUCCUGCUCAUCUAAUUUGAAACGGCACCGCAAACUGCAUGAUCGAGAUUGAGCAACUCGUCGCUGAGUCAAACUCUAUUAUAGUUACGACAUUUCAUAUCCACUUGUACAUUUGAAAGCCAAAAGAUGUGCAUUUAAAUAACAAAGUGAAUUAAGCAUUUUGGACUCACUAAAGCUUCACUCAAUGUUUACUAACAUAUGCGCAAAGAGAAAUCUUACUGUGAACCAGCAGCGCAAGGAACUGCAGCGAUAUCCUAUGUAAAAAAUUAACCUAGUCUAUGGUUUAAUUGUUUAGUGCAAUAACCUCGAUAUAACGCCAUAGAUCUUCUGUGCUCUAGUAACGCAUGUCUAAGUCUAAGUCAUUGUAUUUAUUUUUAAUAACUUAUCUAGUCCGUAUUCAAAGAUUUGUAUAUUGUAGAAUUGUUUUAUUUACUGUUGAGAUGUUUUAGUGCUGUUAUAAAACUAAAAGCGAUGUAGCCGGCAAUUGCUCCUUUACGAAAAAGGAAUGUCUACCACACAAAAGCUAGUU